AGUAGUAGUGGUCGUAGUAGUGGUGUUUCCUUUUUGGCUCUAUCCGAAAACGGGCAAUCAAUUUUUUUUCCGGACAACACAAUAUUAAAAUAUUCUGAUUUUCAAAAAUCAAAAAUCACACGCACACACCCACUCACGUAAAUAACACACAUACACAUGUACGGUGCACAUUAUACAUCAUAUUCAUAUACACGCAUGUGUGAUAUUAUUACUGUUUUGUUUUUUUCAUUUUAAAAAUGAUAAACGUCCGAAUGGCGUAUUAAGUUUCACGAGGCCUUCGUCGUAAACACGUCGUCCCGGAGGCCGGAACAGUCGUGACCGGACCGCACGCGCCAGUCGACGUUCACGUCGAAUUUAUCGUACCACCGGUGGUUGUAUUUUGAAAGCUUUAUUCACAACUAUUUGGUGAUUAUAUAGCUCAAAAAGAUUUUAUUUCAGAAUAUAUUUCUUAAGGAGAUAUAGGUCGUAUACUGCUAUAACUUACAUGUCACUGUUGGAAGAAAUCCUUCCUUAUUUCGGUGAUUGAUAUUCAGAAAAUAAGAAUUGUCCUCUUCAGGCGCAAUGAAUCCUGCUGUUAAUAUUUCUAGUGUGCGAUACAGCAUUAGUGAUGAAUUAAAUGGAUCCUCAGAUAGGUUGGCUGCAACCAGAACAAGUAGGACCCGCUCAAGAAUUUUGGUCCAGAAUUUUGGACUUCUCUGAAGAUACAGACAGUAACGACGAUAAGUAUAGUACUGAAACUGUUCAAGAGGAAGAAGACGACGACAAAUAUUCGUUGCCGUUGGAUUGGAAAUUUGAUUUCUCUAUAGACGAUCAAGAAAUCAAGACUAGUAAUCUAUAUGAGCACGGCUUGUUCACAAAUAUAGCCAGUACAUACGACAUGAACAAAAUGCAAGCUCAUUACAUUGGCAAAUUUGGUGGGUGUCCAUGGAGACAUGGAAAAAGUUAUGACCGCCAACCAAUUUGCACCCUCCACAAAGAGAUAGAAGACUUUUUUGCGUAUAUGUCAGCCACACCAGAAGAGCAUAGCAUGCGGCUCGAUGUACUGGAACGUGUUACUAAUGUUAUACAUGCUGAAUGGCCUAAAGCUAAAGUUGAAGUAUUUGGUAGUUUUCGAACCGGACUUUAUUUGCCCACUAGUGAUAUGGAUCUGGUAGUAAUAGGUGAAUGGGAUACAUUACCAUUGCAUUCACUUGCUCAAGCUCUACUUAAAAAUAGUGUCUGUAAUGAAAACAUUCAGGUUCUUGACAAAGCAUCGGUUCCAAUCGUCAAAAUGACAGAUAAGGCUACUGAUGUUAGAGUGGAUAUUAGUUUUAACAUGAACAAUGGUGUCAAAUCAGCUGAAAUGAUAAAACACUAUAUGGAUGUUUUUCCAAUGCUUCCUAAACUUGUGUUAGUGCUAAAACAAUUUUUAGCACAGAGGGACAUGAAUGAAGUGUUCUAUGGAGGCAUAUCUUCUUAUAGUUUGAUCCUUAUGGUCGUCAGUUUUUUGCAGUUACAUCCUAGAGGAGAUUUAAAUUACCCCACUGCCAAUCUAGGUGUAUUGUUAAUAGAGUUCUUUGAACUUUAUGGCAAAAAAUUUAACUAUAUGCAUACAGCUAUACGUGUGAAAGAUGGUGGACUAUACAUAUCUAAAGACGAAGUCCAAAAAGACAUGGCUGAUGGUCAUAGGCCAAGUAUUUUGUGUAUAGAGGAUCCAUUAACCCCGGGAAAUGAUAUUGGUCGUGGUUCUUAUGGUGCUCUUCAAGUAAAAAGUGUAUUUGAAUAUGCAUUCACCACAUUAAAGGCUGCUCUUGACCCUCAAAUUGUUUCACCUAGUUUUAGUAUACUCGGACGAAUAGUACGAGUUAAUGACAAAGUUAUACUUUACCGGCAGUGGGUUAGAGAUACUUAUGCCUUACAAAAUACUCAAAGAGUGAUAAUUAAUAAUUAUUUGACCACUAGUAAUAUUAGUAACAAUGUUAGUGUGUCCACCACUACUAGUAGUAGAGCUUCUACAGUAUCUUCUGGUUCUGGAUCAGCUGAAUCUGACUCUGAGAGUAGUAUAGAGAAAUUAAGUGAUGCUGGCGACCACAAUGAUCAGAAUAGUAAUUACCAACCCAGGCGUAAAAAUCCACAUUAUCAUAGACAUAAUAGUUGGAAUAAUCAACAAAAUUAUCAAAUGAUUAACUCUGGUAAUCACCCACCUACACGAACUCAAAGAAUAAUAUGCACUAGUCCAGCUAAUAAUUACCAACAUCGUGGUUUCACAAACAACAAUUACAAUAAUAAUUAUAACCACCAUCAAAAUUACAGGCCAAACGCGGGCAAUAAACACCAGUAUACGGGAAAUUACCAACCAAACUUUGGUAAUUUCAUAUCACACAAACGGCAAAAACGAAAAAACCAAACCCAAGAUGUAAGAUAAAAUACGCGCGUCCAAUCUUAAAACUUAAAAAAAAUAAACGAGACAAAGUAAAUGAUAACUUAAAAUAUAAAAAAAAAUAAAAAAUAAAAUUCAAAAAAAAAUAACAAAAAUACCAAAAACGUAAAAAAAAAACCAUGAGGGUCGUCCUUUUUCGACGAUUUUUUUUUUCUUAAAUCUAAAACAAUCAUAUUUAUUAUAUAGAAAAAAGUAUAUUUAACAAAGUUAUAUAAAAUUAAUAAUUAGUUCUGAAAAAAUAUUUUAAAAUUAAAUUCAAAAAUAAAAAUUGCGUUUGCUUUUUUUUUUUGAAAAAAAAAUUAAUAUAAUUAAAUAGAACUAUACAGCGAUUUUUUAUGAAGCUGUCAAUUUUUUUUUUAAAUAUUCACAUAAUUUUUUUUUUAUUUAUUUGUACAUUUGAAAAUGUCUAAGUUAGAAGACAAAUUCAUUCAACUCGGUUAACAUCCUGUUGGUCCCGCGGUAUACAUAUAUUUAUAUAAUUUUUUUUCAUAUGUAUAUAAUGAAUAUAUUAAAAUAUAUGUGUUAUAUAAAAGCAUAUGCUCCACUUAUGUAGUUAAAUCGUCACUGCCACAAAAUGCAUUGAAAAAAAAUAAAAGAACUGUGGCGUUAACAUUUUAAAUCGCGCGCGUCAAAGCCCACUGUGUUCCUAGUCAUUUUUAUAAUUAAAUUUUAAUUUACAUGUAAAUUUGUAGUUGUAAAACAAAUAUUAUUAUUUAAUAUUUAUUAUAAGAGUGCAAAUAAAUUGAAAGUUAUUUAUGUACGGACACGCUGUCUUUCAAAAACUAAUAAACGCAUCAACGUGGAAACAUGUUCAUAGGAGCUUAUUUUCGUCUUUACUUAAUGCUAAUACUGAGUGCUAUGUACAAGUUGUUUUGGUUUUUUUUCUCUUUCUUUUGUUAGCAUUGUUUAGAUAUAAGCGUGAAGUAUGAAAAGUUUACGGAUUGUUACUAUGUUCAUAAGUGUUACUUUACUACAAUGCACUGCGUUGUUCUCACACCGUCAUGAAAAUUAAUAAUUUAUAUUUUUCAUAUAUAUGUAUGUGUAUAUUUUAUUUUAUACAUAUUCAUAUAUAUGUAUAUGCAUGUGUAUAAGGAAGAACACCAAUAACAUUGUUUAUUCGGUGAAGUGUAAAUAGAUGUUAGAUUAUGAUUUAUGACGCACAGGUAUCCCAACGCUGUGUAUGAGUAGUAAGCAACUAUAGUUACUAUGGAGACUGUUAUCUAUGUCGCCAGAUUAUGUAAAAAAUGUAUAUUUUUUUUUUGAAAGGUAUAAAUAAUACGUUUUGUUUUAUUA
Molecule: messenger RNA, 3712 nt
Organism: Metopolophium dirhodum (rose-grain aphid)
Lineage: Eukaryota; Metazoa; Arthropoda; Insecta; Hemiptera; Aphididae
Product: terminal nucleotidyltransferase 4B-like
Exons: 12
Coding region: 617-2404 (595 amino acids)
Biological process (GO): RNA 3'-end processing
Cellular component (GO): nucleolus; TRAMP complex
Molecular function (GO): poly(A) RNA polymerase activity; mRNA binding
Source: RefSeq, a predicted model, not a curated record